Messenger RNA from Scedosporium apiospermum, 2256 nucleotides. RefSeq names its product Zinc finger protein. The transcript has 3 exons. Gene Ontology annotation, biological process: rescue of stalled cytosolic ribosome; protein ubiquitination. Gene Ontology annotation, molecular function: ubiquitin protein ligase activity; ribosome binding. Bases 1 to 2256 code for a protein of 751 amino acids. The record is from RefSeq and is a predicted model, not a curated record. NCBI's taxonomy places the organism in Eukaryota, Fungi, Ascomycota, Sordariomycetes, Microascales, Microascaceae.
AUGGUUCAAGAGGUCGCGGCCGAGGCGGCGGUCGAGGACGAGGGAGGGACACCCGGCGAGGGCGCCCCCUUACAGCCCGUAGCGGAGCCCGCGGCCAAACCCCCCCCAGCUGACGAUGCCCAGUCCGUUGCUGCUACAGACUCAGAUGCCGAGGUCUGCUUUAUUUGUGCGAAUCCCGUUGUGCACUAUGCGGUUGCUCCUUGCAAUCAUAGGACGUGCCACAUUUGUGCCCUGCGCAUGAGGGCUCUCUACAAGACCAAGGACUGCCCUCACUGCAGAACCCAGGCACCCUUCGUCAUCUUUACAGACGAUCCGGAGAAGCGAUAUGAAGAUUACACCGACGCUGACGUCACGAGCACUGACGAUAACAUCGGCAUACGAUACGUCAACGAGGACAUUGUCGGCGACACUGUCCUCCUUCUACGAUACAACUGCCCCGACCCUUCUUGCGACUUUGCCGCUCUUGGAUGGCCUGAUCUCCAUAGGCAUGUUAGGUCGACUCACCACAAGAAGAUGUGCGAUCUUUGUACGAGGAACAAAAAGCUCUUUACCCACGAACAUGAACUCUUCCAGGACAAGGAGCUCGAGAAGCACAUGAGACGAGGCGACGAUCGGCCUGGUGCUUUGGACCAGACUGGCUUUAAGGGACACCCUCUCUGCGGCUUCUGCGGGCAGCGAUUCUACGACGAUGACAAGCUUUACGAACAUUGCCGAAACAAGCACGAGAGGUGCUUCAUCUGCGACAGACACGAUUCUCGACAACCCCACUACUUCCUUGACUACGACGCUUUAGAAAAGCACUUUAAGGCGGCCCAUUUCCUGUGCUUAGACAAGGAGUGCCUGGAGAAGAAAUUUGUUGUCUUCGAGUCGGAACUCGACCUCAAGGCCCACCAGCUCAGCGAGCACGCAAACACGUUAUCCAAGGAUGUGAGGAGGGACGCCAGGGUCGUUGACAUGUCGUCGUUUGACUUCCGUCCGUCCUAUCAGUGGGAGCUCUCCGAAAGGCGCGGCGGAAGGCGGGGGGGAGCAGGCCGAGGACGAGGCCAAGAUCCCAACGCCGAGCCCGUGCCGGCAAGUUCAGCCCAACCGAUGCGGAGGGAUGAGCUGGCAUAUCACCGGCAGCUUGCGAUUCAGUCGACCCAGAGUGUAUCCAACCGCAGUUUUGGUAGCCAGCUUAGCACGGAUGCUAGGCCUGCUGCCGCCCCCGCUGCUGCUGCGGCUGCUGCACCCAGCCGUCCCAGCGCCGCCGCUUCCUCCUCGGCGGCGCAGGCUGCAACGACACCCGUUUUCUCGCUCGGUAACCAGACGGACUCGGUAGAGUCGAUUGACAUGGCAUCUCUUUCGGUACAGGAUAGGGCACGCUUGACGCGCCACCGAGGCGUUAUCGAGCGUGCGCAGACGUUCUUGGGCAACGAUGCGGCCAAGAUGGCACGCUUUAGGCAAGGCGUGUCCUCGUACAAGAACGGAAAAUUGACGGCGCCGCAGUUUGUCGAUGCACUUUUUACCCUCUUUUCCGAUACUUCGUCAAAUUCUCUCGGCAUCCUAGUCCGAGAACUCGCUGAGCUCUUUGAGGAUCCCGGCAAGGAGGAUGCCCUCCGCAAGGCAUGGCAGGAUUGGAGGGCUAUCAACGAGGAUUACCCGUCUCUUCCGGGACUCGGCGGUAUGCACGGAGCGACCACGGCUAGCAGCGGUUGGGCUGCCGCCGCCAUGGCUUCCCCGGCAUCCCCCGCCGGCACGGCAUCACAGAGGCAUUCCAACCGUGUGCUCCGGCUCAAAAGUAGUACUCGUCAGAGUGCGGAAGGCCCCGCAGUAUCGAGUGCUUCGUCUUCAUGGACCGCCCCACCUUCGAUGACAGCCCGUCCGCCGCCGGCCUCCGCGUUCCCGGCUCUUCCCACCGUAGCCCGACCAUCGGCGAGUACAUCGAACGUGGCGAGAUCGUGGGCCGUAUCUGCGGGAGGCCAAUCCGGCAGCAGCGGCGGAGGAUCCAAGGCUGCCGGCCGCCCGCCACACGGCGAGGAUAACUUCCCGGCCCUACCAGCAGCGCCGAAGCCCGUGACCAGCCUGUACGGAUACGGCAGGGGUAGCGUCCGCCGAGACUGGGGCGCAAACCGAGACACAGGUUUCUCGUGGGGCGGUGGUAGUUCGCAGCAAGCGGCUAGCGGAAACAAUACGGAGAGAGAGGAAGAAGACGGAGGUGAAGGAGGAGGCAAGAAGAAAGGAAAGAAGGGGAAGAAGGUGUUCGUGGCGUGGGGAUAG